AUGGGAAACCCCGCUGACCCCGACAUAGACCGUUAUCGUAGUCAGGCAAUCCGAACUGCCAGCCAACGCAGCUUGCCUACUGUCGAGUCCACCGGAGGCAUCCUCCCAACCCACCACACCAACACCACCCCAGCCAAGCUUCCCAAGCUCUCCGAAGCUGGCGGGCUAAGCAGCACCCAUGGACGUGGCGGCUCACCACCGUUGCGCUCCAGUCAUGACCGAGCCACAGAUGAAGGCACAUACGGAGGAGGAGAUGGAGCCAGCGACCACCGCCGUGACCCUGAGAAGUCCAACCACAACGACACUGCCGAUGCUAUAUCUCAGUCCGUGCCUCCACCAGCGCCCCCUCCGAAUACCGAAGAUGCGCGCUCUGGAGAUUCCGCCAUAAAGUCCACCGAGCAAGAUCAGAAGAAACCACCUAUCAUUACGCGUAUGAAGAACGGUUGUAAGCGCUUUGGCAAGCACUUUAAGAAUGCCAUCUUCCACAGUUGGGUCAACGUUCUCCUUGUUGCUGUCCCUGCCGGUAUCGCCGCCGAGGCUGCAGGGUUGAGUCCUGCAGCCAUCUUCGCCAUUAACGCCGUGGCUAUCGUGCCUCUCGCCGGCAUGCUCAGUCACGCUACUGAGAGCGUAGCCAGUCGUUUGGGAGAUACCCUCGGAGCGCUACUCAACGUGUCGUUCGGAAACGCGGUCGAACUCAUCAUCUUCAUCAUCGCAUUGGUCAAGAAUGAGAUUCGUAUUGUUCAGGCUUCUCUGCUUGGCUCCAUCCUCGCGAACUUGCUGCUCAUUCUGGGCAUGGCCUUCCUUUUCGGUGGCCUACGCUUCAGGGAACAGGUCUACAACAGCACUGUUACACAAAUGAGCGCCUGUUUGCUGAGUCUGAGCGUCAUGAGUCUGCUACUACCAACUGCUUUCCACGCUUCGUUCAAUGAGCAGAGCGCAAAUAGUGCCGAUUCUGCCGUCCUCAAAGUCAGCCGUGGCACCAGUGUCGUCCUCCUGAUCGUUUACGGACUAUACCUACUGUUCCAGCUCAAAUCGCAUGCCUACAUGUACGAGAGUACGCCCCAGGAGAUCAUCGACGAAGAGUCUCAUCCUGGUGUUCUGGCCGACAUCAUGAACUCGUCUUCGUCCUCUUCGGAUGAUUCAAGUUCUUCCGACAGUAGCGAUUCCGACACAUCCAACUCUGGUUCGGUUGCUACAACUACGAGAAAGGUCAAGAAGAUGUUCAAGCAUCGUAUGCGUCGCAAGUCCAGCGCCAGCACUGGAAGCAGCAAGCCAACAUCGAAGGUUCCAUCUGUACUCAGCUCUCCAUCUACUCAGGAACGUCAAGAUCCUCUGGAACAUCACAUUGGAAGCAAUACAGUCUCACGCCGCGAGUCUGUCCUAGCGCCAGCUGACAAUUUGGACGCGGAUGCCGACCAUGAAGACAACGGCACCAGCCGUCGCUACGAUUGGGCCACCGGACGUCAGAUGAGCCACGACGGAUCCAAAUCUCCUGAACGCAAGAAACAUCACAAGAAGCACUCAAAGAAGGAGAAGAAGCGUCGUCAGCGUGAAGCUGCGAAGAAUACCGAAAAGGAGCAAGACAUUGAAGAAAGAAAGCCCACGACUCACACUGAUGGUCCCAAGGUGGAGUUUGCAGACGACGUUCUAGUUGUUGCAGAUCACCCUGCUGCCAACCAGACGCCCAAGCUUGCGUUUAACAUGCGCCAGCUUUCUUCUCGCGUUCGGCCAGCUCUGCCAUCUGUUCUCUCGAACAACGUCUUCGUCCAACCGGCCACUCCCAACCCUGCACCUCGACCUACGCCUGUCCGAUCUCAGUCAGCUCACAAUCUUAGGCGUACCAGCUCGCUGCCAGAUCGUCUCAACCGGCAGACCACGCCUUCAAAUGCUAAUGGACCACUGCCUCCUUAUCAACACCAACGCACGUCCAUCCGCAAGAGCAACUCAGAGACGACGGCCAUCACCGAAGAUGACGAGGACCCCAAGCAAGAAGAGAACAUGUCCCGCACCGCAGCCGUCAUGCUUCUGCUCAUCUCCACCGCUCUGGUCGCCGUCUGCGCGGAAUUCAUGGUCGACGCCAUCCCCGAAAUGAUCGAAAACUCGCCCUCCGUCAGCGAAGCCUUCAUCGGACUCAUCAUCCUGCCAAUCGUCGGCAACGCCGCCGAGCACGUCACAGCCGUGACCGUCGCCGCCAAGAACAAGAUGGACCUCGCCAUCGGCGUGGCCGUCGGCUCCAGCAUCCAGAUCGCACUCUUCGUCACGCCCAUCGUCGUCCUCCUCGGCUGGAUCCUCAAGACGGAGAUGAGUCUUUACUUCAACCUGUUUGAAACCGUCAGCCUAUUCGCCACGGCUUUCGUCGUGAACUUCCUGGUCCUGGAUGGCCGAUCGAACUAUCUGGAAGGCAGCCUUUUGAUCGCUUCGUACGUGAUCAUCGCCAUCAUCGCGUUCUUCUACCCGGAGACGCAGAACCAGAGCUCGGUUGGCGGGGCUAUCGGGGGUACAUCGUAA
Molecule: messenger RNA, 2508 nt
Organism: Zasmidium cellare ATCC 36951
Lineage: Eukaryota; Fungi; Ascomycota; Dothideomycetes; Mycosphaerellales; Mycosphaerellaceae
Exons: 2
Coding region: 1-2508 (835 amino acids)
Biological process (GO): calcium ion transmembrane transport; intracellular calcium ion homeostasis
Cellular component (GO): fungal-type vacuole membrane
Molecular function (GO): calcium:proton antiporter activity
Source: RefSeq, a predicted model, not a curated record